Messenger RNA from Emericellopsis atlantica, 3657 nucleotides. RefSeq lists its product as uncharacterized. The transcript has 4 exons. The record is from RefSeq and is a predicted model, not a curated record. The coding region runs from base 1 to 3657 and encodes 1218 amino acids. NCBI's taxonomy places the organism in Eukaryota, Fungi, Ascomycota, Sordariomycetes, Hypocreales, Bionectriaceae. Gene Ontology annotation, molecular function: protein binding.
AUGAUACGAGUUCGGACGUCUCGCCGCGUGGCGGGCCUGAAGCCGGGAGACUACGAUCAUGAAAUCGUCAUUGUCGACCGUGAUGGCGGUCUCGACCGCCCCGAUGAGGAACGCGAUCAGGGCGCGUCAGCAGGAGCUGGCAUGGAGCGUGUGUCAACCGAGCAGCGUCUGCUAGCUGCGAUAGGCGAAGAAGGGAGCGCAGCUCCUUCGACACAACCGUCCCCACGACCGGAGGACCAAGAGUCGAGGCUCGAGCAGCGACCAUCUCGAGGGCAAGACGACCAGCAAGACCUGCCUCACCUAGCUUUGCGGCCUUCGAUUGAGGUCCAAGAGCCAACUCCCCAUGCACAAUACGAUGCGCCCAACAUAGUGCCCAAGAAACCGCACGUGGAACGCGAGACUGUGAUAGAUAUACUAUACGAGAAUCAAAGAGGCGGCUUUUUGUGUGGCCGACCUCUCUUCUCAGCUGCCGCGUUGGGUGGUUUAGAUCCGACGCCAUGGACCAACGCCUACCACAAACCUUCACCUACGAAUAUACACACAGCUCAAGUCCCGGACCCGAUGUGGGAAUGGCUGUGGCCAGAAUGGCACGUGAACCACCAGGAGGGGAUGGACGACGAAGGAUGGGAGUACUCCUUCGCAUUUCCCAAGACCUUCUCAUGGCAUGGUCCUCGAUGGUACAACUCGUUCGUCCGGAGGCGCGCCUGGACGAGGAAGAGGGGCAAGAAGAAGAAGGAAGACAUAUCCGUGGAUCCACACAUGUUGAACGGCGACUACUUUACCGUACGACCAGCCUCGGAGCGCCUCAGCCGGCGAUCUCAGCCCAGCCUAGCAAGCAGUCGAGUGAGCCGAGCUACCAGCCACUCCACGCUUGGUCACGGAUCGAAUGCCGAGAUGCAGCAAAUCCAGCCAGAUAUCGAGGACCUGGAGACCCUCCUACAGAGGCUGCGUUUCGCGCGAAUAGACAGAGAAAAGCUCGAAGCCGUGGAGAACUACCUGGAGAACACGCUAGACCUGGCCAACCUACACCAAGAGAUGCACGAGGUCAUGUCUCUCUUCAUAUUCCAGGCGUCUAGACGCUUGCUUCUCAGUCAUCUGAUGAGCGUGUACGACAACACUAUUGCGCGACUCGAGAAAGAAGACACCCAGCACGACCGCGAGCGUAGAGAUGCGCUCAAGCAGGCAAUGGAGCAUGCAGACGAAGAAGUCAGGAAGCUGGCCUACUGGAGCGACGUGAAGCAGAUGGCCGAGAGUGGUGAAUCCAGGGGAGCAGUCGCCAGCCACAAAGGCUGGCAGGAGGAGUGGCAGGAGCAGCUCGUCGAGAAAGGGCAAGAUCUAGAAGACACUGCCAUAGAACCGGCCGCCAUCGAAUCGCACUCUACCGAGUCGAGGAAGCGAACAAACCGCGACGGGAGCUUCAACCAUGUGUUCACAAAGUCGCGGUUCUGGAACAUCCCAGACGAAGAUGUGGCCGCCGAGAUUGCGCGCUCCCCGUUUGUGCCCACGGCACGGCAAUAUAUAAGACCACUGGCCAUGAAGAUGCAGGCAGCAGCACUGGCCAAGGACGCCAGGGCGCAGAUCGGUCUGCACGCUCUCUGGGCCUCUCAUUUUGAGCAGCCCGAGAAGCACCACAUGGUCGAUGGCUUCACCUGGAGAAACAUCAUGCUCCUUGUCCAGAACAUCUCGCCGGGCAAGCGCCGAGGCCGGAAGAUGGCCGCCAUGCGGAUCGUGCUGCCCUCGGAAUGGGGAGUCGACAUGGACACGCGCAAAAUCUUCCGCGUCAACCUCGCCGCCACGGUCGAGGAGAAACUGACAGUAUAUCGCGACCACGCCCGUCGCCAGAAGCGAACGAGCAAGGCCGACACAUCGUCGUUCGUGGUCAGGGGGGAGAGGUUAUCACUAUCUGCCCUGGCGCGUCGUCUCCUGCAGAAGAGCAAGCAGAUCCAGAUCUAUGAACUGGGCGACAUUGAAACCACAGACUAUGCGGUGAAGCAGCUGUGGCCGCAGAUUGAGGAUAUGGACGAGGCGGCCGGCUCCUCGGCGACAGAGAAAAAGGACAAGGACAAGGACGCAGAAGACAGUGAUUUCUGGGUCCACCGUGAAGCACACAAGCCGUACAACCUCACGACGCGACUGGAGGAUAUCCCCGUGCCCUUGGAAUGGACGCAGAAUAGCUUCGACGAAUAUGUCGAGGCCGUCGUCUGCGGUCAGCUGGCACCCGAGAUGGCCCAGCAACUCUACGGCGCCGAUAGCGAAGGCCUCUGCCGCCACGAACGAGUCGAUUUCUCCUCCAUCCGCUCUCGGCUCCUCAUGAGAGCGUUCCUGGACCCAAGGGCAAAGCCAUUCAUUACGACGCCGACUUUCAAGAUGGCGCUCAACCUCAUCAGCAAGGCUGGGGGCAACCGUGCUCUGGCCAAGGAGCUCUUUGACAAGGUGGAGGCCAUCGGCCUGCCGAUGGACACGGAAGUCUACAACAUCAUGCUGGAGAGCUACGUCCUCAGUCGUGACGUCCGCUUCUUCUACAGCUUCCUGCGCAAGAUGCAGCAGCGCUACGUUCGGGCCAACGCCCGUACAUGGGUCCUCCUGCUGAGGCUCGUGAAGAAGGACGACGCUCGCAGAGAGAUUGUCACUGUCAUGCACAAGCUCGGUCUCUUCCAGGACGUCAACCUGCGUCGUGAGACGGCGGCCAUCAUGGGGCCCAUGCACCUCCACGAAGCAUUCCAGAGGGAGAACUAUCCUGCCGAUUUCAUGAGGGAGAUGACUGAAAAGUACGGCAAGCGUUGGAACAGCACAGACGCCGUCCACGCGCUACUUGAAGAGCAUUUCAGGCUCACCGCCCACUCGAAGCUUCUACAACUCCAAUAUACCAGUUUCAUCGGCAACGUCGCAUUGGGCAGAGAGGGGUUUGAGACGAUGAUUGAAAACGCCUUACUUGUGAGGAGUUGGCCGCUCACAAUCGACGCGCUGACCCGCAUGGCCGAGGUUGGACAUGAGCCCUCCUCAAAGAUGUACCACAAGCUUCUGCAACUCUGCGAAAUGACAGCAUGCCCCUCCGCGGCGGGCAUGGUGUUCUACCACAUGGUUCUCACAGGCCACACUCGAUCAAGAGCGCUAGCCGCCAUAAUGCAUAUGCUGCAGGGAGGUUCGCCGAGCACGCCCUACUGGAAGUAUGCCGACAUCCCUCUCAUGGACAAGUCUGCGAGCCAACAGCUCAAGCGAAACCCCGCCAGGAAUGUCAAGGAAGCCUUAACCAGACUCAUCGGGAUCCUGACCAAACGCUGCGAUGGCUUCGACCCCAGUGCCCAGCUCGUCACGGACGUCAGGUGCGGGCUGUCCCGGGAUCGUGACUUGCGGCGGCAACAGGAGCAGCAGCAGUCGACCGUGGCACCCCCAUUGAAGAUUAGGGUCAAAAAUUUGGCUACCGGUAAAUUCGACUACUUGGCUCUCACUCAUGGGUUUGAAGAUGCCCACCUCGCGCAGGGGCAGAUUAAACCCAAACUGUCAGCGCCGGCGGACGGGAGUCACAUCCCUACAUUGACCACAGGCUUGAUUGGAAGACCUGGAAACUCCAACAAGCAAGGCGGGCAGCACGAUACCGGGAUCAGCAAACAGCCAGAGACCAUCGCCCCAGCACCUGAUGCCGAGAACAAGGAGUGA